UUUAAGUCCAUGAAUUGGAAUAAUAAUGAGACAUUUUUGUGUCAAAGUUCAGAUCUUUCCCCCGAAAAAAACAGAGAGAAAAAAAAAAUAAUGUCGAAAUCGCCAUGGGGCAAAAUCGGAAACUGGGCCGCUGAGGCCGAGCGCGCGGAGGCCGAGGAGCGGGAGGCUGCGGAGAAAGCCGCCGCCUCGAAGCCUCCGUCGAGUUUCCCCAGCCUGAAGGAGUCCGUGACGACGGCGAAGCAGAAGAAGACGAAGAAGAUGUCCCUGCAGGAGUUCACGAUGAAGCCGUCUUCCACCCAUUCGGGCUCGGCCUCGAGCCGCGGUCUGACGCCGGAGGAAAUUCUCCGCCUCCCGACCGGCCCCAAGGAGCGGUCCCCCGACGAAAUGCAACACGGAAGAUUGGGCGGCGGGUUCAGUAAUUACGGGUCUCGCCCCGGAUCCGGAGGCCCCAACACCGGUCGUCCGCGUGAGUACGACGGCCGGAGGUCGUACGGUUUCGACGAUGACAAUCGCAGGCCCCCCCCGCCGGAAUCUAGGGUUUCUGAUUUGAAUCAACCUUCUCGAGCUGACGAGGUUGAUAAUUGGGCUUCGACGAAGAAGCAAACCCUACCCGAUUACGAUUCGCGUCAGGAUAGACCCGGCGGAAGGUACAGCUCGCUCGGCGGAGGCGGGGGCCCAGGCGGCGGAUCGCGGGCCGACGAGGUGGACAACUGGGCCUCUGUCAAAAAGCAUUUCCCACAAACGCAGCCGGCUAGAUCUUCGGGCUUCGGAUCAGGAUUCUCCAGGCCCGAGUCUGAUCGUUGGGCUCGCAAUGAACAGGCCUUUGGGUCGGGAUUCCCGAGACCCGAGCAAGAUCGUUGGACGCGUAAUGAGCAGAGAUCGGCUUCAGACACUGACGCUACAAAGUACGAAAUUGAUGUGGGCCCAAAAGUCAACAAGCCAAAUCCGUUUGGGGCGGCCCGGCCCAGGGAAGAGGUCUUGGCCGAGAAAGGUUUGGAUUGGAAAAAGCUGGAUUUGGAGGUCGAAAUGAAGAAUCAGUCUUCAGUUAGUGGUGGGAGCCGGCCCAUGAGCUCGCACUCGAGCAGGCCCGGGAGCCAGCAAUCGAGCAGGUCAGAUGUGCCUAUGGCUUUGGGGGGUGAAGAGGUAGUUAAGGAAAGACCAAAAGUGAAUCCUUUUGGGAAUGCUAAGCCUAGAGAAGUCUUGCUCGAGGAAAAGGGUUUGGAUUGGAAAAAAAUAGAUCUUGAGCUGGAUAAUAGACGGGUCGAAAGGCCCGAAACAGAGGAAGAAAAGAAUCUCAAGGAACAAAUCGAACACCUGAAAAACGAACUUCUGAAAAAUCCCGUCGAAGACCAAACCGCCAAACACGAUCUGAUAUCUCAAAAGGAACGUGAUUUGGAGCUGCUCGUCCGCCAGCUGGACGACAAAGUCCAUUACAGUCAAAAGAUAUUCGAAAGGAAAAUUUCUAGACCGGGAUCACAAGAUGGGCAAUCUAGACCACCUUCUGUGCAUGGAAAAUACGAAGAACCCAAUAGACCACCUUCUCAGCCAGGUUCUUAUGACAAUUCUAGAGAGAGAAAUUUUUCGAGACAGGGAGCUUAUGAGGAGCCUAGGCUCGGGUUUAGGCAUGGAGGAUUUGAGGACCCUAGAGGUUCGGAGUACAAUGAGAGGCCACGGUCUCGUGGGACCGGGAAUGACAGAAGAUCAUUUGGGGGGAGAGGAUUUGCUGGCAGCCGAGAGAUAGACAGUAGUUGGUUCGAUUUCUCGUAUUCUUCCGAAGGACUUCGUAGUGCAAAAGUUGCAAAUAACAAACUCUACUCUGCGUUGGGCCAUUUUGUGUGUAGACUGUAG
Molecule: messenger RNA, 1848 nt
Organism: Striga asiatica
Lineage: Eukaryota; Viridiplantae; Streptophyta; Magnoliopsida; Lamiales; Orobanchaceae
Source: the annotation of a GenBank genome assembly